UCAGAGUAAACGUCUGGUUAACGAGGUGGAGAGGGGGAAGGGGGGGUGCCCCCUCGACCAAUCAAAGACGAGAACACUGACCGGUUCGGAGACGAGCUGGGCUACUUUGGACUAUCUCUUCUUACUUUGUCCGCCAUCAACAAACUAUAGUACCAUUUCGGAUACGACACUUUGGCACCUCCGUGUUGAACUAGACGGGAUAAAGUGGACUAUUACGACUUCCUGGCUUUAAUUCGCGGCUAUCCCGGGGGGGGACGUUUGGAUGUUCGCUUCGACACCAACCGAACCGCAAACGUUUGAAGCGUCCCAUGCGGUAGACGGUGACCGGCAGCAUCACACUCCCUUCCCGCUUGGAUAAGGGCUCCGUCUAUCGCUUGGGUUGGAGGAAGUAUGACCGCGCUGGCCGGGUCUAUCCCCAGAAUGAUGCGACCCACGCUGGCUCAAAACUACCCGCGCAGCGGCUUCCCCCUGGAAGUGUCAACGCCGCUGGGUCAAGGCCGCGUGAACCAGCUCGGCGGAGUGUUCAUAAAUGGCCGGCCUUUGCCUAACCACAUCCGGCAUAAAAUCGUGGAGAUGGCCCACCACGGGAUCCGGCCGUGCGUCAUCUCGAGACAGCUCCGGGUGUCCCACGGCUGCGUGUCCAAAAUCCUGUGCCGAUACCAGGAGACGGGCUCCAUCCGACCGGGGGCCAUCGGGGGCAGCAAACCCAAGGUGACCACGCCGGAUGUGGACCGGAGAAUUGAGGACUACAAGCGGGAAAACCCGGUCACCUCCAUCAGUCGCGUCAUUAGGAGCAAGUUUGGGGGUAAAGUGGAUGUAGAAGAAGAGGAUGAUGAGGAUGAUGGGGGAAAGAACGGGAUGGAGGACAGUGACCGCAGGGCCAAACACAGCAUUGAAGGCAUCUUGGGCGACAGAUCAAGUCACUCAGAUGAGGGUUCAGACGUGGAGUCAGAGCCUGACCUUCCAUUAAAAAGGAAACAGCGGCGCAGUCGGACCACGUUCACAGCAGAGCAGCUGGAGGAGCUGGAACACGCGUUUGAGAGGACCCACUACCCUGAUAUCUAUACCAGGGAGGAGCUUGCCCAAAGAGCUAAACUAACUGAGGCCAGGGUGCAAGUUUGGUUCAGCAACCGGCGAGCCAGGUGGCGGAAGCAAGCAGGAGCCAAUCAACUAAUGGCCUUUAAUCACCUGAUCCCAGGAGGUUUCCCACCAUCAGCCAUGUCCAGUAUUGCCCCUUACCAGCUUUCUGACAGCACCUACCCAUCUUCAUCUAUAGCACAAGUCGCUGACCCGCCCAGCACGCUACAUCGGCCACAGCCUCUUCCUCCCUCCUCCGGCCACCAAGUGUCAAGUGGUGGAGGUCAAGGCGAAGGAAGUUCUGCCUACUGCCUAGCCUCUGGGCGCCACUCCUUCUCAGGAUACUCAGAAAGCUUUGCGAGUCCAGGGGGCCCAGCCAAUCCCAUGAACCCAACCAUUGGAAAUGGACUCUCUCCACAGGUGAUGGGUCUGUUGAACCCCGGUGGUGUUCCACAACAACCUCAAAGUGACUACGCCAUCUCACCCCUGACUGGGGGUCUUGAACCGCCUGCUGGCAUAGCCGCCAGCUGUAGCCAACGAAUGGAUCACAUCAAAGGUCUUGAAGGUCUGACCAGCGUCCCCUCCAUGUCAGCUCUGCCUUCCCUGCCCAGUUCCCAGUCCUACUGCCAUGCCUCCUACAGCUCCCAGGCCUACACAGUCGACCACAUGGCGUCUUACCAGUACGGCCAGUACGGACAAAGUAAGGUCAAUAGACUUAACUUAAUUAUAUUUUCUUCUUACUACAGCAUUUUGUACCCACACUAGGCUUGUUUCUGAAGAAAUGUUAAAACAUAUGAAGAUUGUUGACAUGCUUUGCAGAACAGGCCUGCGUAAUCUGGAGUGAU
Nerophis lumbriciformis (worm pipefish) is the source of this 1922-nucleotide messenger RNA. It is a transcript of the gene pax3b, whose product is annotated as paired box 3b. Lineage: Eukaryota; Metazoa; Chordata; Actinopteri; Syngnathiformes; Syngnathidae. The record is from RefSeq and is a predicted model, not a curated record. Gene Ontology annotation, biological process: anatomical structure development; regulation of transcription by RNA polymerase II. Gene Ontology annotation, molecular function: DNA-binding transcription factor activity, RNA polymerase II-specific; RNA polymerase II cis-regulatory region sequence-specific DNA binding.